AUGAUUUGGAUGAUCAUGGACUCUGGGAGUCCACGAUGUCCCGAUUGUGGCGGUUCCACCUACGAGGAGAUCGCAGACAUUGUCCUGCGAAUGCCAUGGACCUCUGGGUUUAGGGUUAAUGAAUCAUCUCGAACUAUCCAUCUUGUGCCAGAAGACGAAUCCGAUGUUGUCUCAUCCAGCGCCACUGCUGUGACUCACCUUCUGAAAGCGGCUCAAGAUGCAGGCACGUUUGCGAAACUUGCCAGCUGGCCUGGCGAGAAGCUCUCAAUCAUGGGAUCGCCGUACCCAUUUGCGAUUGAUCGCUCCAUCGCGCCGUACUUUGGAAUCGUCUCCGCUGGUGUUCAUCUGACGGCAUUUACCCGCGAUGGCCAAGGGUCGAUCGCCACUAUCUGGAUUACGUGCCGUGGUGUCAAUAAGGCUAUUGUCGAUGAAGUCAAGGCGGCUCUCAUGCGGCACGAAUUCAAGCCUAGUAGCGCUAAUGCUAUGAUAGACUUCUUUGUCCGGCAUGUCAUAAUCACCGCUGAGAACGACGGCGACUUUGCCGAGAUUGUAUCCCGACUGCAUCAUAAGACCGACUACAUUUCACUUCUGGCUCGCAGCAAGUAUGUCGGAGGAAGAGAUCUUCACGCCGCCCGCGGCCCCCAAGACUUGAUGCGUUCACGCACUAAGUGCACUUCAGUUGGGCUUGCCGCUGCAAUUUACCGGCUGUCUGGCUCAGGAGGUGCACUGCUGCCGCAUGCCAGCGCCUGGCGCCGCCCCCGAGACAACGGAGGUGUGAUCAUGCCGGAAAUAGACGGCCGCGGCCCGCCCAACAGCCCCGACUAUUGCAUUCAUCGCCUGAUACUGCGAUCAGUUCGGGCGAACUCCUGGUGGGCUGCUUGUUAUCUAUUUGUUAGUGGCGACAUCAGUAUUGUAACGCAUCAGUCAAAACAGGCUUACGAUUCAUUUCGCCCUCUUAUUGUCUACAUUUAUCACGAGACGGAAAAUGCCCGCGCGAACUUGAAUUUUUUCAUCGAGAAUGGUCUGCACGAUCAGGCCGACUUCCUCUUUGUCUUCAACGGCGAGAGUGACAUGAUCGAUCAGAUACCUCAGCACCCGUACAUAGCCACUGUGCAGCGGGACAACACCUGCUUCGACCUUGGCGCAGUUGGAGAGGUACUAAUGAGGAACGAUCUAUGGAAGAAGUACAAGAGAUUCAUCACCAUGAACGCAAGUGUUCGGGGUCCUUUUAUGCCGGUCUGGAGUCGUUCGUGCUGGACCGAUCUUUUCUUGAAAAGAGUCACGGAUCAAGUCAAGCUCGUUGGUACGACCGUCAACUGCAGGCAUAUGCCCCACCUACAGUCCAUGGUGUGGGCGACCGACGAUGUUGGCAUGGGCAUCCUGCUGGACGACAAGCUCGCAACCAAUGCAUCGAAAGACGACGCAUUUGGUACCAAGGACGACCCGGUUGGGCUGAGCGCCUGCUACUCAGAUUGGAGGAAAGCAGUGCACGCCGAGAUUGGCACCACGGCCCUUGUCCGAUCCCAGGGCUACGAGGUGGACGCUCUCAUGACUAGCUUCGAGACGAAGAAGGACAUCGACGCGUAUUGUGAAGCAAACAAUGAUUUUGGUGAUGACGUCCAGUUUGAGAAGGGGUACUUUGGGACUAACCUCCACCCUUAUGAAACGUUGUUCAUCAAGACCAACCGAAAUAUUGAUCCUAUCCUCAUCGACAAGCUCACGAUAUGGCAAAAGGAAAGGGGUUUCGGUAGCUGGGAAACUUGCAAGACAUCGGGACCUGGCGAAGGCCUGUUGCUAUUUCUCCUUUGUCCUACACAGGAUAUCGAUGGCACUUUCUUCCCAUGCUUCUGUACAUGCUACAAGACAAGGUCUGGUGACAUGGCUGGCUGGGGGAAUCCUGUGCAAGGACGCGCAAGAACCCCGGCGUUCUCGGAGCCGGCGGGACUUGAAGUCGUCACGAACCACGAGAACUACCCCUACGCCUACUACUCGAACGACGAUGCGAUGUCGCAGAAGUACCCGCAGGAGCUUCCGGGGGUGAACUGGCCCCGAGACCUUCCAAAGUAUGACGAGCAAGACGAGUCCAGGCAUUGGCAGCAGCAACCAGAGACACCCCCACGACGGUUCACGGUCCUCCCACAGACUGGACGGCAACGAGUGAUAUGGGCCGUGGUGGGACUGGUGAUUAUCCUCGCCAUCAUCGGCGGUGCAAUCGGAGCAACGGUCGGGAAGAAGAAUGCGUCUUCUACUGGCUCAACUGACGCAUCCUCUGGCACAUCCUCAACUUCAACCGCCCCUCCAAUACCUGCUGCCAGUGGUCCAGCGCAACUGAAGUCAAUAAAACCCAACUCGCCCCUGGGAGUGACUGCAUGGAGAAAGGUCGCCGGCGUCGAGUUGUAUCUGUACUAUCAGGGUCCCGACAAUAUCCUCCGUGUCUCCCAAUAUGACAGUGGACGCGGUUUGCCAACCCAGAACAACUCUUACUGGUUGCAGCCUGCCGCUGCCGUUGCCUCCGCUGCUCCAGGCACGCCUAUUGGAGCAACGACAAUCGUCUUCUCUACAGACUUCCAGCCACAAAUUGAGGUCUUCUACUUCAGCCCUCCAGACAACCUGCUGAGCGGUGUCAACUUCAACAACCAGAACAAACCCCCAGCCCGGGCCGAUGGCGUGGCAGAUUUUAACCUCACCUCCCAUCCAGAGAGUUCCAUCGCUACGUACUGGCCAUACAUCAUCUACCAGGACAUCAAGAACAACAUCAUCGAGAUGCGAAACAUGCUUGACGGGUACGGCGCCGGCCUCUUCGGCCCAUCGAUACGGUACUUCGCAACGAAUCAGAACGUCGUCGGCAUGCAAGGCUCAGACCUGGGAAUCGUGCCUUUAUCUGCGGCCUUUGAGACUGCCGGCCAGCCGGGAGGCUACGGCGUGGUGUACCAGAGAGGCGACGGGACUCUGUCAACGUUCGUUCCCAACGCCGCCAGUACAACCAAUGUAACGCGCUCUUGGCCUUCAAAUGUUGCUUUCCCGAACAUAGUCAUCCCGAAGGGCAACGCCAUCGAAGCCUUCGCAACGGCGCGCCCAAACGACAGCAAGAAGCGAACAAACACCUUCAUUCUGUACCAAGCCACUGACGGCGCGAUCAACAUGGUAUGGCAGGACGAUGACGUGGGCUGGAAGACGUCCCGGCCGGCCGUGCUGUCCAAGGCAGAUAACGGGACCCGGAUUGGAUGCAUCACGAUGCCCAUGUCACACAUCAACACGGACGGCCGACCCCUGCUUCUGGAACAGGCAUCAGGUGAAACCAGGUGUUAUUUUCAACGAGAUGUAAGAGUGGUUGAGGUGCGGUUGAAUGGUACGGACUGGAUAGAGUUGGGCACUGUGCCUAUACCAUAG
Molecule: messenger RNA, 3390 nt
Organism: Thyridium curvatum
Lineage: Eukaryota; Fungi; Ascomycota; Sordariomycetes; Thyridiales; Thyridiaceae
Exons: 10
Coding region: 1-3390 (1129 amino acids)
Source: RefSeq, a predicted model, not a curated record